AUGCUGCAAUACCUGAAGGACACCCUGUUCGACAUACACAAUGACACGAGGCAUGGUCCAAACUUGGGCCAUGUGGUGUCCAAGCUAGCAGAGUACUUUGGGGUUGAGACCGACGAACCUCCAAUCAGUGCCAAACCGAUUUCACGGAAGGACCUCUGGCACGCCGGCUACCUGAUUAACCCAUACACUCCGAAGCCCGUCACCAAGCGGGCCAGCUACAAGGCCUAUUGCGAGGAAAUGGGUAUACCAUUUCCGGAUGACGAGUCCCAACCGGAAGCCAGUAUGUCAGCUGGUCCAGCCAACGAGAACCCUAAUGAUGAGGAUGAGGACGAGCUCGACGCCAACAGACAUCCCACCCACGAGACCAUUCAGUCCCCUCCAUUGAUAGACGCGCACAUGGGUGCGUCGUCCCAGUCAGCUGCUCUGGCUUGGUUCUCCGAGUAUGAGGCUCGGAAUGAGGCCCGUUGGACGACUUUCACUCAACUUCACGCCCGGCCCGUUCUAGCUCCACGUUAUAUCGACUGGGAGUACUUCAACGACGAGCUCAAGAUCGGUGACGAUAUUCUUCGCUACAUCAGGUUGCUCGAUCUCGAGGAAUUCGAGGAUACGAAGGCGUAUGCUUACCAGUAUUUGACUUUGGAGUUCUUCAGCAGAGUCGCCAAGCACGAAAAUGGGAAGUACCUCACGGCUCCACUUAAGGGCACGGAAUAUAAAAUCACCGACAAGGUGUUGUGCGACAUCUACAACUUCGAUCCCUCCAUCGAGUCACGCCACAGCCCCAUGGGAUUCAAGGUUGAUCCGCACUGGGCGUUCAUCUUUCCGUGCGAGACAUACAAGAAAUCGGGGCCGUCUUCGGGUCAAAUCAGCGACUUGGCUCAUCUGGUGAUCCACAAGUACAUAUCUCAGAUGAUCUUCGGCAAGAAGGAGUCGAACAAGGACACCCUGUUUGACAUACGCAACGACACGAGGCGUGGUCCAAACAUGAGUCAUGUGGUGUCCAAGCUAGCAGAGUACUUUGGGGUUGAGACCGACGAACCUCCAAUCCGUGCCAAAACGAUUUCACGGAAGGACCUCUGGCACGCCGAUUACCUGAUCAACCCACACACUCCGAAGCCCGUCACCAAGCAGGCCAGCUACAAGACCUAUUGCGAGAAAAUGGGUAUACCAUUUCCAGACGACGAGUCCCAACCGGAAGCCGGUACGUCAGACGGUCCAGCCGACGAGAACCCUAAUGAUGAGGAUGAGGACGAGCUUGACGCCAACAGACAUCCCACCCACGAGACCAUUCAACCCCCUCCAUUGAUAAACGCGCACACGGGUGCGUCGUCCCAGUCAGCUGCUCCGGUUUGGUUCUUCAAGUAUGAGGCUCGGGACGCGCACAACGCGUGUUGGACGUCGUUCGUGGAGUCCAACGAUGCACGAUGGACGGAGCAGACCAAGAGGAAGGAGCGGUCGGGGUGGAGAAAAAGCACUCUUCUGAACUCGAUCACUCAAAGAGCAGUUAGGCCGAAAGAUCUACGUUGGCUUUUUUAG
Striga asiatica is the source of this 1533-nucleotide messenger RNA. NCBI's taxonomy places the organism in Eukaryota, Viridiplantae, Streptophyta, Magnoliopsida, Lamiales, Orobanchaceae. The record is from the annotation of a GenBank genome assembly.